Symbiodinium natans is the source of this 2430-nucleotide messenger RNA. NCBI's taxonomy places the organism in Eukaryota, Dinophyceae, Suessiales, Symbiodiniaceae. The record is from the annotation of a GenBank genome assembly.
AUGUGCUUUUGUACUACAGCUCUGCCCAGAUUUGCCCUUGCCAAAAACUUCCUAGGGCAUGAUGCAGCCGAGCGUGCCUGUGCUGCGGGUGCCGUGGAGGCGUCGCUUGGGCUGCUUCGCUCAUGCGACGGUGAAGGGCCUCUCCUUCUGCGCACCGUGGAAGCCUUGUGGUACAUGGUCGAUGACUGCGAGAGUUGCCAGAGAAUUAUGGACAUGAAUGGCCAUCAGCUUCUAUGCAGACUCGCUCGGAAGUUUGGCCAAGAAAAUCCUGAUGCCGCAGGAGCCAUAUUCCGACUGUUGGCUGAGACCCUUUACAGCGAGCCGAGGUCGUCUCAGGUGUGGGGGGCAGAGCUGGAUGCCCACCUUCUGGCCAGCGUGAUCAAAUGGGCAGUUCAGGAAGCAGGCUGCAGCGACCCAGGCUGCUCCACGACUCUGGGGUUCGUCUGCGACGUCACCGCGCUGUGGUUGCAGCGUGUGCGUGAUAAGGAGGCGGUCAAGCCUUUGAUCGGCACAGUGCCACAGAUACUGAAGACCAUGGCUUUUCGCUUGGACGAUGCUUUGCUUCUGCAGCAUGGCUUCCGCUUGCUGUGGGCCUUUGGUCAGACGUCGACAGAGUGGCCCGAGGCUCUGCGGCAGCCGGCAGUAUGUGCUCUCGAGCAGCUCCGCGUCUUGGUGGAGUCGAGGAAGUUCUAUGCUCCAGGAGCGGAGCAGCCAGAGUUUGGCGAUGGUUUUGCCAUGGGAGGGCAAGCUUGGUAUCUGAGGCAGUCUCCGGCACCGAAUGCCGUGCACUACAAUGCCAUGGCUCUCCAGGCUCAAGCGGGGCCCUUCGAUCUGCACGAGGCUCCGGAUGCUGCGACUUGUGAAUGCAACUUCGUGACAUGUGACUCCAAGCCCAUCGCCGCACUGCUUUUUCCGCAGCAUCUGAGCUUACCUGUGCUUCGGAGUGCGUACAUGGCAUCCGGUGCUGCAUCCGGUGCUGCCUCCGCUGUGGCAUCAGCAGCUUCAGCUGCGACAUCUGCUGCUCUGGCGGCCAAGGAACGUGCAGCGCAGGUGGCGCCGGCACCGCCCGAUGUUGUGCAGUUUGUUGCAGAAGCAGGCGAAGUCGUUGCAGAGGCAGGCCAGAGAGUUCGAGGGGCAGCUGGCGAGGUCACCAACCAGGUGGCAGGUGUUGCUGGCCAUGCCUCCACGCAAGUGGCCGCUGCUGUGGAAGGUGUGCGUGACCAGGCGGUUCAUCAGAAGCUGCGCAUUGAACAGCUCGCGGACCAGUUUGCCGAUCUCAUGGAGGGCUUUCUCAAGAGAAAAGUGUUCAAGCUUCUAUCUUCAUUUGUGGACAAGAUUCCAGGCAUAGUGAAAACUGUCUUGGAAGAUCCUGAAAUGCCGGCCCGUGUGCAGAGAGCACAGGAUGCUGCAAUCGAUGUAGUAUGGCCAGAUGUUCGGGAGGAAAUCAUGUGGGAGCUGGCCGUGGCCAUGGAUGGCAAGGUGGCCCAGGAUGUGCCUAAGGUGGGAAGCUGCACCUGUUGUUCUUUCCUCAGAUAUCACCUCUAUCCCUUUGAUAGAGGAUUCUGGGGACGGCUGCGAGAUCCAGUAUGGAUACUCUUCACCAUUGUGGGGCUUCUCCCAGUGUAUGGCAUCAGCCCCGCUAUCUUCGUGUUCAUUUUCAUGGUCAUCGACAAGACUGAUGAGUUCCAGCUUGUUUCCUUCAUUCUCCAGUUCAAGGGGUUCCAGUACCUCACGCAGGGCGUUUUGCGCAGCUUGAUGGGUUACUUCAUGUACCUGAACUGCGUGACCGCGCCAGGGCAAAGAGAGGAUUACUGUGCGACGAACGGACCGGGUUCCGUAGCUCCAAGCAUCGUGGUCCUCGUUGGAUACUUUGUCCAAAUUGUUCUGGUUUGGAUUGCAUUCGCGCUUCUGCCCUUCUCUUCAAGGAAAGGGCGAACAACUUUGAGUGGCCAUUUGGAUGCACAUCCUGACCCUGCAAAGCAACGGGGCGGAUACAUCCUUUAUCUCCUGUGGUAUGACCUCCUGACGUUUGUGUUCUGCGCUGGCGCACUGGUUUACGUGCUACAGCUGCGGGAGUGGUUACUUGACGAUUGGAUGGUCAAACAUGCAUUCUUUGCAAUCCAAAUGGUCCAUGGUUAUUUGUCCAUGCCGUUCUUUUUCUUUACAAUUCCAUUGGUCAGGAAUGUGCUGACCCACACGGCACCGACUGGAUACGAUCGGUCCGGCCUCUGCAGGCAGUAUGUCGGCGUCACCAGGAUCCCCAAAGCAUCAGCGGACAGAAGCUUUCCACGACUGUUCGAGAAGGCUGAGGCUGCGAGGGUUUUGGCGAACCUGAAGCGUCUAAUGGCUGGCCUCCAGGUUCGUGCGCUGGAUGCGGAGGAGCAGCCGUCAGAGGUCGAAGCCGAGGGCACUCCGGGUUCACUUCGUUAA